AUGGUUUUUAAAUUCAACGCAAAUAAAUCCUACAAAGAUUUGGAAAAUAAAAUCAAGGAAUUAGAACAAAGUAAAAGGAAAUCCGACGAAGAAAAUCAAUUGUUACUCUCCUUUUUACUUAAUGAAUUAGGUAUUAAUUUUAAUGAUUUAGAUAAUUUAAGAGAAUUAUUAGCAGGACAGAAAAUUACCGAGAUUUUAGCCAAAUUUGAAAACAUAAGGCAAGAAAAUUUGAAUUUAACAGCAAAAAUAGAGAAAUUUUCAAAUUUAAAUUCUCAAUUCAAAUAUUUGGAACGAAAGUUUAACGAGCAUGAAGAAAAAGCUAAAGCCAAACAAAAAACGAUCAUUAAAGUCCGAGAAGAACAAACCAAAGAGACUAUCAAAAUUUUUGAAGAAACCAUUAAAGAGCAAAAAGAAUCUAAAGCUCAGCAAGAAACUAUCAAUGCUUUGAAAGAAAAG
Funneliformis mosseae is the source of this 456-nucleotide messenger RNA. NCBI's taxonomy places the organism in Eukaryota, Fungi, Glomeromycota, Glomeromycetes, Glomerales, Glomeraceae. The record is from the annotation of a GenBank genome assembly.